AUAAGCGCGAAUGAGUGUCACUGCAUGAUAUGCAUCAUGGUCAAUAUGGCUGCUUUCGUAUCUCAUAGAAUUGAGGUGACUGUAUUUGCUUGAAAAAAAAACAAGAUGAUUUUCCAGUGAAUUAUCGCGGCGAGUAAACGUCCUGCUUGAUAGUCGAAUUACACGAGCGGCAGGAUUCGCCAGGGUUCACUGCGAUCACCAAAGAGAUCCCGCGCAAGUUGUAACUAUAUAAGUAUUAUAAAAAAAGCACAGCUUAAGAUGGUGAAGUUGUACGCAUUGACUGUUCUGUAUAAAAGUCCUACAUCGGCUACGACAUUGAAAGCUGCUUAUGAUGUAGAGUCAUUCUCGUUUUUUCAAAGAAAUAGUAUUAAGGAAUUUAUGUGUUUUGUCAGUAAAACUAUUGUUGAAAGAACACAGACGUGUGCUAGACAGAGUGUCAAAGAAGGAGAGUACAUGUGCCAUGUAUACGUGCGCGCCGACAAUCUUGCCGCAGUACUCAUCUCGGAUCACGAAUACCCCAGAAGAGUGGCGCAUACCUUGAUCACAAAGGUGAUGGAUGAGUUUGCAGUGAAAAAUCUGCCAUCGACAUGGCCUGAGCUCAAGGAGACCACUGCUGAUUUCCCACAGAUCAAUAUAUAUCUAGCCAAGUAUCAGAAUCCGGUUGAGGCGGAUGCGCUCACGAAAAUGCAAAAUGACCUAGACGAGACAAAAAUCAUCUUGCACAAUACCUUAGAGGCAGUACUGCAGAGGGGGGAGAAAUUGGAUGAUCUAGUCUCCAAGUCAGAGGGACUUAGCGCUCAGUCGAAGGCGUUUUACAAGACUGCACGGAAAACCAACUCCUGCUGUAGUUUAGCUCCUUAGGACGUAUGUUUCUUUAUCUUCAGCGAUCACUACUUCGAUAUUCCGAUAAAAAAAUGUGACUUUAUAAUCUUCGCGAUAUAGAAACGUAAACGAUAUUUAUAUGACUCGCGGAAAGGAUGAUAUGUGGGAGGAAGAAGGAAAGGUUUAGCUAACAAAUGAAGAGAUAUAAUGGAGGGUAAUCAAUUUAAUUUUUUUGAUGGAAUGUAAUUUGUUGAAUUUCUAAUUCAAUAACAGGCAAAAAGUAAACCACUGCCGGUUUCCUUCCAAUUAAAUGGAAUUUUUUAUAUAAAUGUUAUAUAUGCCCGUAGAAUUUGUCUACUUGCGAGAAACGGUCCUAAAUACAAUUGUGGUUACGUACGAGAAUUACUUCCAAGAUGAACUUUAUGCGAAGGCAAAUGAUUGUAAUGGAAUUUCUACAGUGUCAAAGGUCGCCUUAAACGUAACAUUCCGAAUGUUAAUGUGCCCUUUUUAUGUCUAAAAGAAAAAAAAGCGCAACUAUAGAAAUGUUAUCAUAAAAAUUUCGUGGAUCAAUAGAUAGAACUGGACGAAUAAUGUUUGAGCAAUUAAGUUCCAGUGUGUCGAAUCAUCAAUAUAAAAAUAUAUAUAAUCAAAAAGUUUUUGUGUUUGACAAAGAAACAUAAUUUUUCUGUAAUUUAUCGGAUAUAAUUUUAUAACUUCGUGCGAUUUUACUUAUAUAUAUAUAUAUAUGUAUAUAUAUAUAUAUAUGUGUGUGUGUGUACAGGUCACAUCCAUGUUACAUCCUAAUGUGAAAAAUAUUGUACAUACAUUCAAAGAUAUUGCCUAAUACUGAUGUAUGUACAGAUCAAUUCUUAUUCUUUUUUUAAUAUGAAUUAUCAUAUACAUCAUUAAUCAUCUCGAAAAAUGAAUAUUAUAUUAACAUUUAUUAUAUUACACAAGUUUUACCAAAUUGAUUAAUAAAUCAUAAAACGAUUACUUGUCAUUUGAGCUUCAAUGUAAUAAAACUUUGAGAAAUGUGUCUUGAGAAAAAAAAAAAAAGAAAAAAAUAUGUUAUAUGUAUAAUAUAUUUAAGUAACAUAUAAUCUUUAUACUAUGUAUGUUGAAGAGUUUCAUGUGAGCCAGUAAAUAUAUAAAUUAAUAUAUUUUUAAAUGUUAAUAUUAUAUGAUGUAUUCAUAAAAGAAAAAAGAUAAUUUAUACAUACAACAACACACAAUUUGAAAUAGAUUUAUCCAAAUGCGUGUAUUAUUGAGAUUAUUAUUAUUGUUAUUAUUAUUAAAACAUACAACU
Formica exsecta is the source of this 2128-nucleotide messenger RNA. RefSeq names its product synaptobrevin homolog YKT6 (gene Ykt6). Gene Ontology annotation, biological process: endoplasmic reticulum to Golgi vesicle-mediated transport. Bases 259 to 861 code for a protein of 200 amino acids. The record is from RefSeq and is a predicted model, not a curated record. Gene Ontology annotation, cellular component: Golgi apparatus. Lineage: Eukaryota; Metazoa; Arthropoda; Insecta; Hymenoptera; Formicidae. The transcript is spliced from 4 exons. Gene Ontology annotation, molecular function: SNAP receptor activity.